UCCCCGUGGUCGUGUGUGACUAACUGGCGCUGCCGCCAUCCAGCCCAGACGUGAGAACUUGCGGUGAGCUGUCUGACACCUGCCGUUCUGUCGCAGGUUCUACCUCGGGGGACCGACGAGCGUCCGCGGGUUCAGCAUGCACAGCAUCGGCCCACAGAGCGAAGGCGACUACCUGGGGGGCGAGGCGUACUGGGCCGGCGGCCUGCACCUGUACACGCCACUGCCCUUCCGGCCCGGCCAGGGCGGCUUCGGGGAACUCUUCAGAACCCACUUUUUCCUCAACGCAGGGAACCUCUGCAACCUCAACUACGGGGAGGGGCCCAGAGCCCACAUCCGGAAGCUGGCCGAGUGCAUCCGCUGGUCCUACGGGGCGGGCAUCGUGCUUCGGCUGGGCAACAUCGCGCGGCUGGAGCUGAACUACUGCAUCCCCAUGGGCGUGCAGAGAGGGGACAGGAUCUGCGAUGGCGUCCAGUUUGGAGCCGGGAUAAGGUUUCUGUAGCCGGCGCCCCUGCGGGAGCAGCCCCGGGCCCAGACCUGCUCGGAGAAACCGCGGGGCGGCCCUCGGACUACAGCCCUGUGGCAACCGCGUCAAUAAAUUCUUCACACAAACGCUCA
Oryctolagus cuniculus (rabbit) is the source of this 615-nucleotide messenger RNA. Lineage: Eukaryota; Metazoa; Chordata; Mammalia; Lagomorpha; Leporidae. The record is from RefSeq and is a predicted model, not a curated record.